Nelumbo nucifera (sacred lotus) is the source of this 573-nucleotide messenger RNA. Its product is annotated as cytochrome P450 86A22-like. The record is from RefSeq and is a predicted model, not a curated record. Gene Ontology annotation, molecular function: heme binding; monooxygenase activity; iron ion binding. Lineage: Eukaryota; Viridiplantae; Streptophyta; Magnoliopsida; Proteales; Nelumbonaceae.
AUGCUUCAAGCUGCUAAGCAUGGCAAUGUCUUGGAUUUGGAAGAUCUGUUCAUGAGGUUUGUAUUCGACAGUGCCUAUAUGAUUGUCCUCGGCAGAAACCCGAACUCACUCUCUUUGAGCUCUGCUGCUAAUGAGAUUGCUAAAGCCAUCGACGACAGGACGGAAGGUGUGUUCCAUAGGCACAUCAUGCCCAGGAAGCUGUUGGGUUGGUUGGUAGUCGGGAGUGAGGGGAGAUUGGCCAGAGCUCGGAAGAUCAUAAAUCGUCACUUGUUAGAGCACAUUUCGUUGAAAAGAGAAGAGCUGCACAAAGGGGUGCAGGGAAGUGAUUUGAUAGCUAUGUACAUGAGUUCUCAAGCUCAGAAUGGAGAAAGCAAAGCUUACAGUGAUCUGUCCCUCAGAGACACUGCACUGGGCUUCCUGUUUGUUGGGCGGGACUUGACGGGAACGUCUCUCACUUGGUUCCUCUGGUUGGUUUCCACACCCCCUCGCGUGGAGGAAAAGAUCAUUGAUGCAGUUAAAGAAGAAGGAAGCAAAAGGUGUCAUCAGAGAUCAAAAGCAGCCAUGGGUGUUUGA